GAUCGAGAUGUUGUGAAUGAGUCAUUUCACAGAACAGCCGUGCUGGUGAGGUUGCUUUUUAUUUGUCUUUAUCUUAGAAUUAAAAUUAUUCAAGUAACUACCGAUACGAGAUUAAAACAUGUUACAGUUCAGGUCUUCGGCAGUGUUAAAGGAGUUGUUUCAGUCCAGCCUAAAGCGCCCUUUGCCGGGUAUUAUUGGUCAAAAUAAAACGCUAGCAGUCUCCUACUGCUUUAGUACUGCCUGCCCCGAUCUCAAAAAAGUGUUGUCUAAAUUCAAGUACAAUCACGCCGGGCGGUACCGAACAUUGCUUCAGCCGUUAGCCUGGGUCAGAUCCUUGGGAACCGGAUGCAUGAGUUUCAGCACCAAAUCAGAAGACGUGGUGUCAGCUAAUCAGCAGCAAAAGCUUGAUAAUAUUAGCAGCAAAGAGGCAGCUGCAGAAAAGAGAAGAAAAGCAGGGAUUUUGCCCAGCCUAGAGGAUCUCCUGUUCUACACAAUUGCAGAAGGACAAGAAAGGAUCCCUGUUCAUAAGUUUAUCACUGCAUUAAAAGCUACAGGAUUAAGAACUGGAGACCCAAGGCUGAAGGAAUGCAUGGAUAUGCUGAGACUGACCCUUCAGAACACUUCUGAUGGAGUGAUGCUUGACAAAGAGCUCUUUAAAAAGUGUGUACAGAGCAACAUUGUGCUGCUGACUCAGGCUUUCAGGAAGAAGUUUGUCAUUCCAGAUUUCGUGCCUUUCACUUCACACAUCGACGAACUCUACGAGAGUGCCAAAAAGCUGUCUGGAGGGCAGGUUGCUGAUUAUAUUCCCCAGCUUGCCAAAUUCAGUCCAGACUUGUGGGCAGUUUCUCUUUGCACAGUGGAUGGACAAAGGCAUUCAGUUGGAGAUACGAAGGUCCCAUUUUGCCUGCAGUCCUGUGUGAAGCCUCUAAAGUAUGCCAUUGCUGUUAAUGACCUUGGCACGGAGUAUGUACACAGAUAUGUUGGUAAAGAGCCCAGCGGAUUACGAUUCAACAAACUGUUCCUGAAUGAAGAUGAUAAGCCUCACAACCCCAUGGUGAAUGCUGGAGCGAUUGUGAUUACUUCUUUGAUAAAGCAGGGGGUAAACAAUGCAGAGAAGUUUGACUAUGUGAUGGCUUUUUUAAAUAAAAUGGCUGGUAAUGAGUAUGUUGGCUUCAAUAAUGCAACGUUUCAGUCUGAACGGGAAACUGGAGAUAGGAAUUUUGCUAUAGGCUACUACCUAAAAGAGAAAAAGUGUUUCCCAGAAGGCACAGACAUGACUGGAGUGUUGGAUUUUUACUUCCAGCUGUGUUCCCUUGAAGUGACCUCUGAGUCGGCCAGUGUAAUGGCAGCGACGUUGGCCAAUGGUGGAUUCUGUCCAAUUACUGGAGAACGAGUGCUGAGCCCUGAGGCUGUCAGGAACACGCUAAGUUUGAUGCACUCGUGUGGCAUGUAUGACUUUUCCGGGCAGUUUGCUUUCUAUGUGGGACUUCCAGCUAAGUCUGGUGUUGCUGGUGGUAUUCUACUCGUUGUACCCAAUGUGAUGGGAGUCAUGUGCUGGUCGCCUCCACUGGAUAAACUUGGCAACAGUGUCAGGGGCAUUCAGUUCUGCACAGAUCUGGUGUCAUUGUGCAAUUUCCACAAUUACGACAAUCUGAGGCACUUUGCAAAGAAACUUGACCCCCGCAGGGAGGGUGGGGACCAAAGGCAGCAUCCCAAAGGACCAAUGGACUAUGAAAGUCUUCAGCAAGAGCUAGCUCUUAAAGAUACUGUGUGGAAAAAAGUGUCGCCUGAGUCCAAUGAGGACACAUCUACAAGUGUAGUGUAUAGAAUGGAGAAUGUGGCGACCGCAGCUAAUGAGAGGGGUCUCGUUUCAAAAUGCUCUCCGGUUUAUCCUCUUGACAUCUCUAGCUCAUUAAACCAGUUUUAAAAAGUAUUUAUUCCAUUCAGGACUUGUGGGUUAUUGUAAUUAUUGUAUUGUGCAACACUGUGUACAUCUCUAUUGCUUAUUUGCACUUAUUAUAUAUGUGUGCUUUAAUAAUGUAAAUUGUGUAAAUAUAUCUGAAUGCCAAAGACCAGGAGGAAAGUUGGGGCUUAGAAUGUGUUAUCCCAAUUGUGUUUUAAGUUAGUGUGUAAAUGUUCUGAUAUAUUUACACUUAAUUUAAGAACAGAACCCAAAGAAAGGAAAGGUAUAUGAAGCAAGUGCAUUUUAGGAUAAUUCACACUAACCUUGAAACUAGUGUUAUUAUCCGUAAUAUUGCACAUAUUUCUGGUUUAUUUUUUGAUUCCAUAAUUAUUUAUAAGUUAUUUUGUGGAGAAUGGGGUUACAGUUUUUUUCAACUAUUUGAAAAUAGGUCUUAAAGCACAGGGGUGUGCAAUUCCUAUCGCCUAACACCUGGGGCAACAAGAUUUACGUCAGGCACAAGUUUUGCCGUUGUACUUUACCCGUUGGAUUUUUUUUAAUUUAUUUUUUCUUUGUUAGUUCUGUUGCUAUAAAAACACUCCGGGUAUAUUUCUAGAGAGCUGCGUACGUUUCUGAAAACUGAAUUGCAGAAGUGUAGCACCUACACAAACCUUUUUUUUCCCUUAUUGGCUUGCUGUGGAAAAAACUGAUCUUCUACUGGUUACAAAGAAACCCAGAAAUGGCUGCCAAGAGAGCCUCUGGCAAAGCACAGACUAAUCUUUUAAACUGACGGUAUUAUAGAGGGUUUUUGUAAAUUUAGCAAAUCCGUGAUACUGCUUUCUUAAUACAUGAACCUAACAUUAAAUGCAGCAAUCUAGUCAAGUUUAAGGACAAACUUUCCCAAGCAAAAAAUUUAAUUUUUUUUUCUUUAGAUUUUUAGUGUUGCUAACCUAGUUUGCCAUUUACCAUGUUUCCAUAUUUUAAAGGUUUUUUUUACUAGACUAUUUUAAAAUAAAAUACAGACUGUAACUCUCAUGGCAAUGUGCUUGUGUUAAUUCAGUUAUGUAUUUAUUUUUCAGUGAGAGUAGUGCAGGGAAAGAAUGUUGCCCUCCAAAAAAAAAAAGCCAUCAGGGUGUUAAACCAGGAUCCCCCUGCUGCAGCAGUGUUCCAGUUAGCCAUCAUGGGACAAGAUGUUAGAUGAGGGAAAAUAGCUGUAAAAUCUUGUACGUUGUAAAAAAAUAGAAGUAUAUAAUAGAAAUAAACAAAAGAAAGAAAAUAGGCUCUAUCAGUCAAAAGAAUUUGAUGGAGCCUACUGUAAAUAUUGUGUGUAUUUUGGUAGAAAAACAGUGAAAAUUGCAGAGAAACUUGACAGGUUAUGCACAAGUACUUUAAAAAUCUGGGGUUCAGCAUGUACAAAACUGAAAGAAUAUCAAGAAAAAUCAGAAUUCCACAAAGCAGCAGUAAUAGUUGGCAGUGAUUUCGUAUCUGUGAUGCAACAAACUAAAACACUCAGGAGUUGGAUUCAGCUUAUAGAGAAAGUGGUGGUGGUGGUG
Acipenser ruthenus (sterlet) is the source of this 3453-nucleotide messenger RNA. RefSeq names its product glutaminase kidney isoform, mitochondrial. The record is from RefSeq and is a predicted model, not a curated record. Gene Ontology annotation, molecular function: protein binding; glutaminase activity. Gene Ontology annotation, biological process: L-glutamine catabolic process. Bases 119 to 1927 code for a protein of 602 amino acids. The transcript is spliced from 15 exons. Lineage: Eukaryota; Metazoa; Chordata; Actinopteri; Acipenseriformes; Acipenseridae.